This is a messenger RNA of Penicillium angulare, 1206 nucleotides long. RefSeq lists its product as uncharacterized. The record is from RefSeq and is a predicted model, not a curated record. Lineage: Eukaryota; Fungi; Ascomycota; Eurotiomycetes; Eurotiales; Aspergillaceae. The transcript has 4 exons. Bases 1 to 1206 code for a protein of 401 amino acids.
AUGCUUCAGCUCAGGCAUUUGUUUCGACGCCAAACUCGCCCCUUCCGCCUUCAUACCGGCCAUCUCCAUACCGGCCCUCGUCAACAACAAGCCCCACUAACACCAAUUGUUCGACAUGUGAGAUUCAGACGGCCUUGGCUGAGGUCUUUCUUUUCUAAGUGCCUUCUUUAUGGUGCAGCCUACCAACUUUGGAGCUCUUUUGUUCUGGUCCGACUCGACGAUGAUACACACGACACAGAUGUCUCGCUAGAGCCCACGCCUGAAACAAGUGGCUUGCGUCAAGGUUCUCGCGAAAAUGAGGAAUUAAUGGAAGGGGAAGGAGAAAUUGAGGUGCCUCUGUUCGUUCCUUUGACUUGGUCAUGGUUAGAAGAAGGCGAGCUCUAUGCUGCUUCCGACCCCGAAUGGCAAGAGUUCGUUAAAAUCUCCAAGGAUCGAGCGAAACUUCAAAAAUUAAGAAAUGAGCUUGCUGCUAUUGUUUUGGAAAAUGCAUCGGGUCAAUUGUCCCAGGUUCUUGGUGGUCCGCUAUCUCUCACCGGGUUUUGGUUGGUUCAUCAGUUCCCUCACCGCGCUCCACCAGAAUAUAUGCGAUCUGGAAUUGAAUUUGCCGAUGAUAGUGUAGCUUGGGUGACGAGGACCAUCGAUCCCGAAAUCGGCGACAGAUUGCAGAUGUUUAUGAAGCCCGUCCAUUUGGCACUCGCCAUAAAAGAUGCAUAUCUGGUAUUAUUCAAGAGAAAACUGGCUCGCUUCCAAGGUCAAUCAUCUCAAUCCCCUGGGUUGCCAAACAGUAAUCGUGUUCUUUCCAGUGAAGAUGACCUGGGCUCCGUCGUCGACCAGCAUGGGCAGCCCACUCUACCACACAAAUCUGAGGAGUCGUCUACCAAUAGGCCACUGAACGGCAAUCUUCACCCAUCUCUUGUCAUAUCAUUACUACAGCGGUUUCCUUUGCCUGAUAUAGGUCCCGGGUCAGACCUACACUUGGCGGCCGUUGCCUUCCGACUGCGAUUAAACGAAUAUCAGUCUCAGUCCCAUCAGACUCCUCUCCGAGGUACAUUUUUUAUAUCUGGUCCUGUGGGCCUGAAGGGGCCGAAGGGGUUCUGCCGGCUUGAAGUACGCGGUGAAUAUGAUCCAGCUAAACCUGGAUGGCGUACAGUCCGAAUGACACUGCGUGAUAUAAACUUCAGGAAACAGCGGCCACUUAGGGAGUAG